AAUCUUGCUGUGGUCGUGAUCAGUGCUGGAUUUCUCGUGGCCAUGUGCAAUGCACAAUGUUUCAUGGUACCAGCCACUGGAUGCUACUAUAAAGGAAGGUUCCAUGUGGUUAAAAGUUCAUGGAACACAACGGAUUGUAAUACUUGUCAGUGUCUAGACAAUGCAGUGGUUGCAUGUUGCUCUAGGGUUGCUAUACCAACCAAUUUUGAUACGAAGAACUGUCACUUAGUCUUUGACAAGGGAUCCUGUUCUUACAAGCUGAUAUCAAAUAAGGAUCCAAAAAUAAAGUGUGAAAUAACGAGUGCAGUGGAAUAAUCAAGUUUUCCAUAAUAUCUAUCUCCAAACUCCUCUAGCGAAGAUUCCAACUGUGCUGCGAUAUGGAUUACUAUUGAAUCUAACCUCCCUAAGAUACAGUAGUUCCAAUGACCAUGUCCUUCUGGGUUUCCCCACAACAUAGAUCUCCAGAGGUUCUAUACUGUACAAUGACAAUAACUUUUUGUCAUUUGGUACAUCCCUAAUGAUGUUAAAUGCCAAACUGCCCUCUCUUGGAGAAAUCUAGGCCUCGUUCUCUCUCAAACAGGGGCAGAUGUACUAAUUCUUGGAGAGUGAUAAAGAGUAGAGCGAUAACCCACCAGCUAAUCAGACUUCCCCCUCCAUUAAUUCCCGUCGGAGCACACAGCACAUCAGCUUAGUGAUGAUGUGCUGUGUCUCCCUGCCCAGCCGGCUCCACUGUGCAUGCAGGGCCUUCUUUUCGUAUGGGCUCAAUGGGCACUUGCCCUAGGGCCCGAAGUCUGAUAGCUGAGAGUCCCCUCUUUCCAGGGGUACCAGAUUUUUGAAAAUCGGCCCUGGGGAACCGGAGAUAUCCGACUUCAAAGCAGUGGUCCCCAUCCAAGCUUGUUAAUUGCUUUUCCCAUCCAGAUAGCUCGGGUUCUGUCUGACUAACAGUUUUCUGAGGGUAUCAUCCAAAAGCUGGGACUCUCCCCUUUCGGUGGACACUGGCACCUUGUCUCUACUAUGCCCAGAACCAGAGAUAUCAGCCUUCCAGCUCCACACACCUGGUAUACAGUCUUAAAUAUUGGUUGGCAGAUUGCUCUGGCUCCUUAACUCUGAUCCCCAAGUCUCCAGUAUCUCCAGAAAGGUGGGGCUCUGUAGCUUUUUAUCCCAUUGAAAGCUAAGGAAUCUAUUUCCAGGUACUGGAGAUAUCUGCAGUCAACCAAGCUGCCCUCCCACCAAAAAAUUAUGCAUAUUAAGCCCACUCCACUAUCCACCCCUCCCCUGCGUAUUAAACACCGCCUACCACCCUGGAAGUCAUGUACCCUUCAUUCAGCCCAAUGCCCCCUCCUACAGUUUAGAGUUCUCCCUCCCACCGCAUCUGUGUAGAAAAGGAGUAAUUACCAAAAAUUACUGCUCCAGGUCCUACAUGCUGAGCGGGAGAUAGAACACCUCCUACCACCCAUGGGACAUCAAAGCUGCCGCUGAUAACACCCCCAACCCCUACCGCUGGAGGACGGGUAGCGGCCCCAGUGCAUUGCUGUGCCCAGGGGCUUACACUGCUUUUAAGACGGCCCUGUGUGCAUGAGUGGGAUCUUGCUAUUAGCGCAAGAUCUCCCGUGCGCAUCCCAGAGUCAGCGCCCGCCACAGCCAGGGACAGCUCUGUCCCUGCUAUGGAGAUAGGGUAUCAAUACCUGCAGAUGUCGAAAUUUAUAAUGGCAGGUGUUGGAAUGGUCAGUGCUGCUAACCGUUCAUACAUUGCCCUGCACAAUGUCCCAUAUUGUUGUUUCAUACAUUUACCCCUUUAUUUCUCUCUACUUUAUCACUAUCCAAGGCUUAGUACAUCUCCAACUAAUAGAUAAAAAUAGCAUGUGCACAGAAUGGAGCCUAUUUACUACAAAUUCUCUGGCUCAAAUUUUUGACCAUAUGGGUGUUCCAAAUGAUCGAUCUUCAUGAUGCUAACCCAGAACUAAAUUCUGGUUUAUAACUAUACUUGUAAUAUGUGCCUGGAGACCAGAUAGUUCAUAACUAAUAAAAUAACUAAACUGUAAUUGUCCUCUCUCUCUGUACAAUACUGUACAUCUUCAUUGAUCAUUG
This is a messenger RNA of Pseudophryne corroboree (corroboree frog), 2088 nucleotides long. RefSeq names its product beta-microseminoprotein-like. Lineage: Eukaryota; Metazoa; Chordata; Amphibia; Anura; Myobatrachidae. The transcript has 3 exons. The record is from RefSeq and is a predicted model, not a curated record. The coding region runs from base 43 to 315 and encodes 90 amino acids.